AUGAGAUGUCACAUGACCGACGGCCCAGCGAACAAAAAGUCGAAACUUGAAAAAGUCGAGAGAGUGGGAAAGCAUGAGAGACCAAGGUCGACUCGUUUCAAUCAAGGCUCGCUGUCUAAGGUCCUACUAUCGCAUUAGCAGCCAUGAGAGUCGAGACCUGCCAUUUCUGUUCCCAGCCAUGCUAUCCCAGCAAAGGCAUAACAUUUGUGCGCAAUGACGCCCGUACAUUUCGCUUCUGCCGCUCGAAAUGUCACAAGAACUUCAAGAUGAAGCGACAGCCCCGCAAGCUGAAAUGGACCAAGACUCACCGUGCCCUCCACGGCAAGGAGAUGAUCGUCGAUUCCUCGCUGCUCCUAUCCCAAUUCGCCAAGAGACGAAAUGUCCCCGUGAAGUACGACCGUAAUCUGGUUGCAGCCACGAUCAGGGCUAUGGAAAGAGUGGAGGAGAUUAGACAGAGGCGCGAACGUGUAUUUACCAAGAGAAGAUUGGCUGGCAAGUUGGCGCGGGAGAAGCAGAGAGCAGAAGACAGGAGAGUGGUGGCCGAGGGGGAGCACCUUAUCCGCAAGGAGCUCAAGGAAAGAGAGGAGGAAAACGUGCCGCUGGACACAAACAAGAAUCUCAGCCAAGUUAUGGGUACGGAAAGGCUACGGACGAAGAAGAAGACGAGACUUUUGGUGGAUGGUGGCACGCAGGACGAGAUGGAAAUCGACUGAGGGAGGGGGGGACGUUUUCUCGAUACCUUUAUUUUCGCUUCGGAUAUUUUGUUUUGGCUUCUUCAUGUUACAGCGGGGUAAUAUAUCGGCGUUGGGAUUCUUAUCUUCUCAUGUGUUUCCUUUGUUAAGACUAAAAAGAGUGGGUUUUCAUUUUUGGAUUGAUUUACUUUUUCGCCUCAUCUGCAGUCCCACCGCUCUUGGAUGUCCUUUUACAGACUACGGUAUUGCUUCCUCUCAGAAUAUGAUGAUAUCUUGGAAUCCAUACAAGCGUUACAUUGGCCCCUUCCACGUACACAGGAUUUACUCUUCCCCAAUCUCCUGCAGUAUGGCCUUUCGUUCUACAUAGCCGUUGAUACCGAAGCCGCCAUGGUCUGAGAUUUGUUUGUUUAAGCCAUGCAGGUAAGAAAUACCCCGCGUCCAGUGUAUGUAUGGUGUGAUAUGCAUAUACACCUCCUUCUGCCUCAAGGGAAUAUCCGGCGAAAAAUGGCAUCUCGCUGCUUGUGAGGUAGGCACGAUCCACGGUUG
This is a messenger RNA of Blastomyces dermatitidis ER-3, 1238 nucleotides long. Its product is annotated as 50S ribosomal protein L24e. Gene Ontology annotation, cellular component: nucleolus. Gene Ontology annotation, biological process: ribosomal large subunit biogenesis. The record is from RefSeq and is a predicted model, not a curated record. The coding region runs from base 144 to 713 and encodes 189 amino acids. The transcript is spliced from 2 exons. NCBI's taxonomy places the organism in Eukaryota, Fungi, Ascomycota, Eurotiomycetes, Onygenales, Ajellomycetaceae.